CAAAUAAAUAUGAAAAAUCCACUUCACUGAAGGAAGAAGAUAAUAAAGAUCGCUGUUAUUGAAGUUGUUUUCGAUCAUCGUCACCAUCAUAUCUGUUUCUGAAAUCACCGAAACCCUAAAAAGUUGAAAUGGAAGAAGAUGGUUCCAACUCAAACCGCCGCACGUCAGGCCGAACCCGAAAAGUUGCCUCCAAAAUGGUCGCCGCACUUGCUAGCUCCGACAACCGCACCCAAGCUGCUCUCGCACGGUUGGACGCUUUGGAGAAUGAUAAUGCCGGAUUCGAAGUUCCAGAUCCCAAUCUUGACGACGACGAAGCUUCUCUAGACGACGAUGAUCAAGUGUUUAUGCAGAGAAAACAAUCUAAAGGCACCAAGAGAAAAACAAGACAAGCAAAAGCACUUGAAGCUAGGAAGGCUCCAAGAACAUUUCUUGAGCUUUUACAUGAUGCGAAUUUAGAAUCAUUGCCUCCGCAUGUUCCAUCUUAUUGGAAAGCAGCUGUUGGACCCCCGAGCUCGACCGCGCGGCGUCAUUUUUGUACUGUAUGUGGUUUCUCUGCCAAUUACACUUGUGUUAGAUGUGGUAUGCGCUUUUGUUCAAAUCGGUGUCAAAAUGUGCAUAAUGAUACUAGAUGCUUGAAAUUUGUUGCUUAAUACAUUUUGGUUGAUAAUCAGUAUUCGAUACAUGUUUGCUGUAUUAAGUUGUCAAAUUUCAUUUUUCACCGACAAUGUGUAUAAAUUAAGUUGUUUAGUGAAUCAAGUUCGCCUUCUUUUUUUUUUGUUGA
Messenger RNA from Vicia villosa (hairy vetch), 781 nucleotides. RefSeq names its product SWR1 complex subunit 6. NCBI's taxonomy places the organism in Eukaryota, Viridiplantae, Streptophyta, Magnoliopsida, Fabales, Fabaceae. Gene Ontology annotation, molecular function: nucleosome binding. The record is from RefSeq and is a predicted model, not a curated record. The transcript is spliced from 3 exons. Bases 129 to 650 code for a protein of 173 amino acids. Gene Ontology annotation, biological process: chromatin remodeling. Gene Ontology annotation, cellular component: Swr1 complex.